UUUUACCGCUCCCUUCAAGACCAAACAGUCGCGAUCGUGAGAAUGCUAUUUUAGCAAUAGAGUGACUACAGAAAAAGUGAUGGAUCCCCACCUACGAAAUUUGAUCUGGAGUGACAUCGAAUACAGACUCUUCGAGUUUGUUGAUCGCUUUCCUUUGCCUCAAAUUGUCAAAGUGCAAGAAGGUUACUAUGGCCCAACUGAAGACUCAUGCAUUGGGGCCGAACAGAUCCUCACGCUACAUUGCGUGAAAACUACAGAGAAAGUUUUAGCUCGAGACAGAAAGAAACGAGAGCUUCAUAUUCCUUUGAACUGUUCACAGAAGGUCGAGCUUCGUCCCGCCGAGUUCAGAGGAAUUUACGAAACCGUGGAGGAAAUUAGUAGAAUUCCAGCGAGAUUUGUAAGGGUGACCCAAGGGUAUUAUCUGGAAGAAGAAGCAGUGAGCCUGAAUCCCGGAGAUAAACUGGAAGUGAUCCGCGUGGAGCAUGGAAUUGGAGGGAAAGAGGACUGUGUCGUGUUCCUUACUGAAGAGCGCAACCCCAUUCGCUUACCUUUUAGUGUCAGUGCUGGAUUCCAGUCCCUGCUUGAUGGACGGGAGUACUAUCUGAAGGAGCUAAUGAUGUCGUCAUUUAAGCUGCCAGUCUACUUUCAGUUCACUGAACCACCUUCUAUCACUCGAAGAUCAAGUGAGGGCGUUUUUAACACAUCACUCGGGGUGCUGUCAUUUGAAAAAGUAUAUCAAGAUUCUACCAUUAUUUGCACUACUAAAGAAGGUAGCGUUAGAACAGUGGUCAGCUGCCCCAAAGAUCUUCCAGUCACAAUCAAUGUGGCUCGUGGGGCACUGUCAGAUGACAAGGAUUAUGUCCGCAUUUGUCGCUUGUUUCACGAUGGGGUCAGUCUUUUGAAGAUUGAGAACAUGGAGAUACAGAACAUUUAUGCAUCGAGGAACACCAUCAGGGAGUAUGAGUAUAUUGCAGAUGAUUCAUCACCACCCCCACCUGUUCCUCUCCGUGAAAGUGCAGAGGACUCUUCUUCAUCCAGUAGUCAGGUACCUGGAGCAAGUAACUCUGAUUCUGGUGAUGACAGCCAUGAAUACACUUACAUCGACGAACCUGUGCCAGACAAAUCCACCCUUUCCCAAGACCUGAAGCCAAAUGGUGUCCUACCAUCUGAUGGUAAGGCUUCAGCAGAAAUGGUGAAUCUUGAUAAAAAUCUGGAUAAAGUGGCUAUCAAUCAUGAUGAUGAAGAUGAUGAUGCCUACCAAAAUUAUCCUCCUCCUGUCAUGAAAGGUGUUGAACCAACCACAAAUAAAGAGCCUGUCAAACCUCCACGAAAAUCAAAAGAGGCAGCACAACAGAGUCCUAAAGAGAAUAAGCCAGAGGUAAAAAAGAUCCCACCAGCUAUCAAGCCAAAGCCACCUUCAAUAAAGGCCAAGCCAAUGGGGAAGCAGAAUGAGAAAGAGAAACAGUUUGUUGUACCAGAUGAUCUCUCCCAAAUGUCCAUAAGAGAAGUGUCCCAAUUUUUGAGACAUUACAGUUUUGAAAAUUUUGUGGAAUUAUUUGCUGAAAAUGAGGUGGAUGGUGACCUCCUUGUCAAUCUGACUGAGGAGGAGCUUAAGGCACUGGGGCUGAAUGCUUUUCAGUGCAAGAAAAUAUCAAGACUUGUCAAUGGAUGGAGACCUAAAAAGUAACUCUGAAAGUAAGAUACAUGUACAAGCAGUAUACAUUUUCUAAUUUUGGACAUUAGAGUUGGUUCAUAGUUUUAAAUCUUGGUUAACUUUGUUUAUAAAAAGUGAGCUCAGUUCAAUAUUUUCUCAACUCUUUAACACCAAAUAUCAGAUUGUUAAUUCUCCCCUCUAGCUGCUACAAAUUUCCUUGUAAAUCAGUUAAAAAAAUGUAGUGUUUGAUCAAGAUGAAUUCUAUCAGAUAAGUUUGAGUAUUCCCAUCACUUCUUUGCUGGAUAAUGUCUGGAUAUUAUUAGGAGAAGUUGCAUGUUAAUCAUCUCUGGGAUUUAACAGGUUAAUACGGUUUUCACAUAUAUGAUUUUUCGCAUAUAUGAAAUAUGAUUUGAGUUAUCCUUGAUUGUAUGCUCUCAUAGAGUAUAAAAAUGAGUAGUAUCAGUAUCAUCUAUACAUCAGUAUGUGUAUUGUCUAAUCUGUUUUGUGUAGAUUUCCUGAUGUACUGACAUAAAAUAAUAAUAAUAAUAAAGUGAAUAUUUAUACAGGAUAGCCCUACAGUGCAAGAGUACUUAGUGUUAUCAAAGGGGUCCUGCUUAAAAACAUAAAAUAUAAGGAUAAAAAAAAGGAAAAAAAUGACUUUGUUACUUAUGCAAAUGUAAACUACACUAUACAAAAUAUUCAUCUACAGACUUCCUAAAUAAUAACCUACCACUAAUCUGCCUAGUUUUUAUAGGUAAAGAAUUAAAAGUUGAAGUGCCUAAAAAAUAAUAUCUUUUCCGAGCAAAUUCAAGUUUUACUGAAGAAUCUUUGUAACAAUCAAGAGCUUUCAUUGGCAGCCAUUUCCUUUAUUUUCAUGACCUUAAUGUUUGAUUUAGCAGCAAUACUGUAAGGAGAAAUUAGAUGCAUGUCACUUUUAGGGGUUUAAGAGUUAUUAAGAAAUUCAAUAUUGGAACCAUUAACUUGUGUUACUGGUUAUGUAUGUUACUGGUAUGUUUUUUUGUAGUUAGCAAUGGUACAGUAACUCUUAACCCUUUAACUCCCAAGAUCUCAAUAGUGAUUCUCCUUACUGUCUGCCAUACAGUUCUUGUGAUGUUAGUGUGGAGAAUUUGGUAUCGGAUCAGCUUAUAAUUCACUAAUUGAUAUUUUUCUUUAUUCUCAUCACUUGUCUGCUUGAUAUUGUAUUUAUAAUGUAAGGAGAAAUUCUGUCUCGGUCACUCACAAUUAACACUAACAAUUAAGUUCUCUUCUCUAAUGUAAUACAUAAUCCAGCAAAUAUUGAUGAUUACAGAAAAUCGUUUCAAUUGUAGGUAGCAUCAUGGUAUAACACCACUUAGAAAAAAAACUGUUUAACAUUCUCCUUACAUGUUCACAACAAAAUUUUUAAAAAGCUAGAUGGGAGAAUAAUUAUUGGUGUAACUUUUGGACAGUCAUGGUUCAAAAACUUGUUUCUUUAAUAAGAGUUUUACUGGAAUUGUAAUCCUCAAAAUAUUUCAUGUUUUAUUAGGUGGCCAAGUUAAGUAUUAUGCUAUACAGACUUUCAAGUCUUUAAAGAUUUACCUGUUAACAGUUUAUCUAACUUUGUUUAUUGAUAAGCUUUUACUAUAUUUAAGCUAUUUGUUUAGUUAUUGAAAGGAGACAUGCAAUGUUAUGAGAUACUUACUGUAAGAAACAUGCUGGAAUCAUGUAUGUUAUCAUAGACUUUUAUAUUUUAACAAUGCUACAGGUAACAUUUCUGUU
Pocillopora damicornis (cauliflower coral) is the source of this 3412-nucleotide messenger RNA. RefSeq lists its product as uncharacterized. Gene Ontology annotation, molecular function: protein binding. Lineage: Eukaryota; Metazoa; Cnidaria; Anthozoa; Scleractinia; Pocilloporidae. The record is from RefSeq and is a predicted model, not a curated record.